Molecule: messenger RNA, 9314 nt
Organism: Pocillopora damicornis (cauliflower coral)
Lineage: Eukaryota; Metazoa; Cnidaria; Anthozoa; Scleractinia; Pocilloporidae
Biological process (GO): cell differentiation
Source: RefSeq, a predicted model, not a curated record
GUCUUUGACGUUGUCGCUCUUUUCCACCAUCUUGGCUUUGAGAUAUCAAUUCAAACCAUCCCAAGUAAUCUACAAAGUUCAAGGUCUCUGGCAGAUUUACAGAUAUAAACAAAAACCUUGAGAACAAAUUUAUUUCAGUAUUUGUUGGAAAUAACUCGUUGGACACAAGGAUAACUCCGUCAAACGUCACCGAGCUUUUUGCCCUUCCGCCAUAUUGAGUUUGCAAGGAAAUUUUUGACGUCGAAAGAAUCUGCAAGUUGGGGCAUUUUUCACCGCUUCUUAUCUUCAUGACUGCCUAUCCAGAAUGUCCGACAGGUUUGGGCUUAAAGUAAAGGAAAAUGCUGGGAAGACGAAGUAUUCUUCACUUAACUUAAAUCAGACAUACAAAGGAACUAAGGUUGAAACUAAAACAUCCUCAGGGACCGCUCGCCAUGGGCUACAGAGCCUUGGAAAAGUCGGUGCAAGUCGUCGAAUUCCUCCUCCCGCUAAUCUCCCUUCUUUAAAAAGCGAAAACUCCGGCAACGAUCCUACAGUAUCUUUAGUUCCUAGCGGAGGUGGAGGAUGGGGCAGUGCGAAGGAGAAGCCUUCGGAAACUACGCCAGCAGCUGCAUCUCAGGCAGCACCUCCGAGUUCAACGCCAUCGCAAACAAAUGCGCCAUCUUCUCAGCAGCCGCUAUUGCAGCCGCAGCGGCCUAUACCACCGCCGUCUCAUCCACAACCAGUUCAACCGCAAUCGCAAAGUUCGGGGCAGACACAAAAUCAACCAGCCAAACAGCAAGAAUCUCAAGUAAAGACAUGGGGCACUGUAUCAUCAAACGAGGCUGGUGGUCAAGGGAGGUCCUACUCUCACCAGGAGAUGCCAUAUUUCAAUCGGGAAUUCCCAGUAUUGGGUGGUGGAAACUCUGGGGAAAGGCCCCCGCUGCCCUCAGAAAUAAAGGAACAACCUCCUACACAGUAUGGUCAGAAACAAAUAAUGCGCAAUACACACGAACCACCAUGGAUGGAGCGCAGUGGUCCAGGUCCUCCACCAUCUGAUUAUGGAACAGCAAGAGAAAGAACAGAUGCAUAUAAUGGGGGACCAGGACAUGGUGGAGGACAUCAGUAUAGACGACCACCAGACUACCCGCAUGGGUCACAUGGGAGGAAUGUUCCUCAGGGGCAUCUCCACCAUCAUGGUAAUGGACCACAAAGUCAUGGACCAGGAAGGCAUCCUCAUGGGUAUCCCCCAGAUCAUUUUUCUAGGGGACCAGGCCAAAGACCCAGUGCCCCUUCAGGACCUAAUUCUGCAGGUAAACUGGGAGACAAGACCCGAGGUGAAGGAUAUGGAAGGCCAAGUAUCCUCAAACCAGAAGAUAUACAAGCAAUGACUGACAAUGAUGAAGAGGAGGAGGGUGGAUGGGCUGGUGCACAAGAUGAAGUUGAUUAUGCAGCAAAAUUGGAUUUUGAGGACUUUGAAGAUGAUGAUAAACCUUCACUAGAACAACCAGUGAAACCUGAAAUAGAAACCCCAAGUGGUGAACCUGAAACAAGAUGGCAAGGCAAUGAAAGCAGACCUGCUAAGGGGAUGGGACCACCUCCAACAAGACCUGCAUGGACCGAAUCAUCAGGGCCAGUAUACUCUGAGAACAGACAAAUGCCCCCAAGUCCAGGAAUGAGGCCAUUUGAUAGCAGAGGUUCUCCUCCUAAUCCUGGUUGGCCGUACCCUCAGCAUCUAGCCGGACAGCCAAGAGGGGGACACCCACCUGGACAUCCACCUCCUUCCCUGGUUAGCUCUGAUCAAGUGAAGCCAGCAUCCAAGUCAGAAGAACCAGUGACAAAUGAUUGGCAGAAACGCAGAGUCAAACAACAAGAGGAAAUGCGUGCUGCAGUAGAAAGGGCCAGGAAGAGGCGUGAGGAAGACGAAAUGAGAAGGCAGGCUGAACAGAAAGCAGGAGCAACAGCUAAGUUAAAAGAACUGGAAUUAAAAAGAGUCAGGAGGGAGAGUGCUAAAGAAGGAGACGAUGCUUGGGCAGAGGAACUGGACUCAAUUGAAAAAGAUUCUUAUGGUAAAGGGCCUUACCCUGAACAACGAAUGCCAGAAACGCCCGAACGAGAGGUGGAACCACAGAAUCUUGCACUUAACCAACAAGAUGACUUGCAUGGUCGAAGUGAUUUUCCUGAGCAUGUCAGUCAUAGACAGAGAAAUGACAGCGAGUCCAGUGAUGCCUCAAGAUCGAGUGCAAGGGGUGCUUCACGCCCUCAUCAUCAUCCACCCCGGGACAUCCCACCCCGUUUUCAACAGCAGCAACUUAGGCAGCAACACUUUCAGCAACAACAGCAUUACCAGCAGCAGCAACCUUAUCCACCACAACAUCCAUAUCACCAGCAACAGAUGGCUAGAUCCCCACAACUCAGGGAUUUUCCUGAAGGAUCACUGUCAGUUGCCAAUCAUCCCAUCGUUGAUUCAGGCCCAGUGUCACCAUCACAACCUACCAAACCCGAUGUAUCUGUAAAGAGGAUAAUGAAACGUUCCGAUAGCAGCAGCACAGCUGGUGACGAUAUAGCAAGUGUCAAGUCUCUUGAAAGUGCAAGUGGUGAGCCAAGCAGAGAGGUGGAAAAGAAACCACAUGCUGCUCCAUCAGAUAAGGCUAUAAAGACAGACGCAAGGGAGGAGAAGACGAAAGAAGGGUCCUCAGAGGCAACGCGAAAAGAAUCUAACAGGACGGAUAGGAAACCAGAUGACCAAGACUUGCCCGUGUUUGAUGACAGUGGCAGUGGUGGUUCAGGCGAUACAAGUCAGAAACGAACACCUGAUUCUGUCCUACCGCAGGGUUCUGGAAAACAAGAUCUGACCAACAAAGAAAACGAUGUGUCCAAGGAAAGGGUGCAUGAUAAGCGUGAAAGGAAAGACGAUGAGAGCACAUCAAAAGCUGUUUCCGAGAAAGGCUCCCGAUUUAGAGACAGACGAGACGAAAGGCGAAGUAGUUCAAAGCGUGAUUCAAGAACACAGGAUAACAGACGUAGUGAUGAUUCGAAAGACUCUGGAAAACGAAAGAGAGAGGACAGUGAAGACGCUGAACGCUUUACGGAGAGAAGGGGAAGAUUCGCCGGCCGCGGUGGAGAUCCAAAAAGGGAGCGAUUUUCGGAAUCUCAUAGUCGCGGUAGAGUUAGUUUUCCAGUGCGGGGCCGGGGAAUGGCUGGUACAGCUACGAGUUAUCGAGGUCGUGGAAGAGGAGAUAGAGGAAAUAGAGAUAACAGGGAUUACAAGGAGCACAAACAGACGAGAUCGCGUGAACCUAGACCUUCUUCAGCCUGGAAAACGACCAAGGAUGAACAGAAACGGAACGAAGAAGACAAGGAAAAUGUAGUGGCGAAAGAGAACGCUAACGCAAUUGCCAGUGAGAGUGACAAAAAAGUAACUCGUGAUUCUACCGAGGUAAAACAAGAUAAGCGGAUAGAAAGUGUCCCUUCAACAGAUGAGAAAGAGGCUAACAAACAGGAAAAGAGAAAUGAAGAGACAGUUACUGAGGUGAAGAAAAACAAAGAAGACGAUUCUGUGAUUCGUGAAAGCAAAUUUGAGGAAGAAGUUAGGUUACCCAACAAGGACUUAGAAAAAGUAAAAGAAUCAGAUGAUGUAAGUAAAAAACCUGAGAGCCCCAAAGAUGUAAAUAAUUUGAAACCUAAAGCCCGUGGCGGUUUUGGAAGACCUCCACAAUCUUCACAGGAGUUAAGAAAUGUAAAUAAUCAGGACAGACGCGAAGGCGGCAAGAAGUUUAUUGAUAGGAGGCGACCGAUACAGGAGGCUGGCAGAGAUCGUAAGACAGAUUCUGAUGACAAACGCACGGGACGCAAUUACAGCAGAGACAAUACCAAUCAAAGGCAAACUGGAAGGGACAACAGAUAUAGGGAAAGAGGUCAGGAAAGGGAUCAGAAAUUCCAGUAUCAGCGCGACGAAAGAGACACUGGCAACAAGCGCUACUCUCAGGAUGAUAGGAAGAAGAGGUUUGACGACAAAGACGAUGACCAGCAAAAUUCCAGGCGUAAAGGGGAUGAGAGGAACCAGAGGGGUGGCACGCGAUCAUAUUCAUCUCGUGGUCGUGUUAGUACAACCCCUGUGCGUACUAAUAUUAGGGGUGGUAGAUCCAGUCAGCCAGUCGGAAGUGGACGUUUUGGAAACAACUACCGACGUGUAAAAUCCUCAGAGGAGGAGCUAUCUGAUGAUGACUACGAGAGUGAUUCAAGUAGUUACACGACCGCUACAUCUGCUUCUGAGGAAAGGAGGGAUGAGAAACCCAGCAAUGCAGAUAAUGAGAAUGACGUAAAGAGAGAAAAAGAGAGUAGUUCAACUUUUGACAAAUCGAGAGCUAGUUCACGAUCGGCAAGAUCUCCGAUUAGGGGGAAGAUGUCUUCACGAGCGGGAAGGCGAGGUACUGGUGGUGGGUUUGGAAGGACUAGGAGAGAAGUGGAGCGUCCACCUCGCUUUCAGAAACAACAAGAAAAGGAAAGAGCAAGCAUGGGCAGAGGCGCACCUCAGGGUGUCAGAACGAAUGAAAGUAGAGAAAGUGGACCCGGUAGAGGCAGGGGGAGAGGAAGAGGUAAAAGGGAACAACCUCAAAGAGAUGAAGGUCCAGGUAUACCGGUUACAGAGGACUGGGAUGAAGAGCUUAAUGAAGCUCAAAAAGGAACAGAGUCCUCAAAAAGUGAUAAAUCAGGAGGACGAAGAGAGUCUACUCCGAGAAGAGGAUUCUCUGGCCCACGAUCCUCUUCAGAAAGAGGAAGGAAAGAUAAGAGCCGAGACGCUGGCGGAACACGCGGUAAUUCAUCUAGGCGAGAGCCUUUUUUAGCGGAAAGGCAGCAGGCAAAAGUUGAUGGUUCUAAACUUGUCGGUGGGGAACCUCGAGGACCUUUGCCUGCUGCUAGAAAUGGUUUUAGCAAAGAUGGUAAUCGGAGAUCUGAUAUGCACAGCACUGGGCUGGAUAGCAUAAAUACUGGUGUCACCGAUACUAAAACACCUAAAAAGCAGGAAACCCCUGUGAGGAAGACUGACAUUCAACAGUUUGACUUGCACAAUAUUGCUGGAGUUAUCUGUAUCGAUGAUAUGACUGAUGAUGAGUCCGACAAAUCGUCAACUCAUAGUGGCUUUGUUGAAGUGACAUCCCGUCGUACACAGAAAGAGAACAAAGAUAGACAGCGUGAAGAGGAAGAGAGAAGAAAAAAAGUGGACGAACAAAACAGGCAACGUGGCAGUCAAAUGGGAAACAAGAAGAACCAAUCUUCCAAGCCUCCUAGGUUCAGUAAGCAGCAUACAUCACAAGUUAAUACACAGAGCAAAUCUCCGGGAGUAAUUGGCAAAGCGACAUCCACAGCUGUGUCAGAAACAGCCAUUGGAACUGCUAUCACAGGAUCCAACAGCAAUCCGUCAAGUGCAAAUUCCACCAAGCGUAAUAGCCCAGUUAAUGUUGAGAGGCCAGUAUCACCUCCUCCUCCUCCUCCAGUUUUCAAUGCAUGGGACAAACCUCUACUUCUCACUCCAGCUAAACCACCAAGCGCUUCACCACCAGUGACCUCUUCGAUUCCCGAUCCUCUGGCAGUUGGAAGUGGAAAGCCUUCCUCUACACGAGUUGUCCAACCACAGGGAACAGUCAUUUCUUCGGCUGCCUCGUUGAUUGAAGACAUCAGUGUAGAUGACGACUACCUAGCCAUGACCAAAGAGAUUGCUUUACUGGCACCUCCAGAGGAACCAGAAGAGAGUGAAGAACCAGCCCACAUUACUCAAAACACAAAGCUCGAAAAACGAGAUCAGACAAUGGAAAAGGGUGCAAAAGUUGCUGGUCCCUCAGAGAAACGAUCGCAGGCUAAACCUCAGCGAGACAAGCCUCCAAGAUUUGACCGUAGUAGCAAGCGAAAAGCUGCCUCGGGCGCAGAGGACGCAAAGAAAGAAUGGUCUAGUAAUACUAAGGGUAGGAAAAGCAGUCGUGACGACACAGUUCCUCAGAAACUUACGAAGGGAUCAGCGGACAACACUGCGAAAGGAAAAACUGGCACUCUAUCGAGUAAAAAGCAGCAGUCAGCUUCAACUGGAGAUGAAGUUGCAAAUGAUAGGGACACUUCAAAAGGGGAGCAAGAAUCUGCAGAAUAUAUUUCUGCAGGCAGGAAUGUUGGAACGACUGUUUCAGAUGAAGGCAGCGAUGGAAAAGAUGAUAUAAAGGAGGAAGAAGCGAAAAAUGACUCUGGAAGUGAAUCAAGUAGAAAGGAUUCCGAACUUGACCUGAAUGUUGAUUCAGGCGACAGAAACGAUGACAAUGAACACCUCUUUGGUACAGAAACCCUAUCAGUGGACAUUCACGAGAGACCAACGGCCGAAAGACCAGACAGGGAGCCAUCUCCAGUAUCACCCGCUAUUUUUGAAAUGAGUAAAAAAAUGGAAGCAUCAAGAAAACUUUGGGAUAGCGGAAUCGCUAUCGGGCGCUCAAGCAAUCAUGGGGGUGCGUGGGAGGAGACCUUGCGCACUCCAGCAAGCGUUGGUUCUUCAAUUGUGGGCAUGUCAGUCGUAGAGUCAGCCGAGUCGAGGUUAAGUGAUGACCAAGUCGCAGUUAAGAAACCACAAGUUGAAUUGGAAGCUAAUACUAGUAAGAACGACUCAAAGUCACCUGAUGGGUUAAACUUCGCAAAGAAAUCAGGAUCUGGAGAACAGCAAAAUGUUUGUAAGGUUAAGCCCCAGCAGCAGCAACAGCAGCCCGUGAAAACACAACAGUCAUCAUCUAUUGUCUCUCAGCCUGCGGAAGAGAACCACCAAACAGAAUUAAAUACAGUUUCUUUAGUUCCCCCUUUACUCUCACAAGAACUAUUGACUCAACAAGCAAUGCAACACCGCUACGCAAUUCCUCUUGUCGGUGCCUUCGUGGAUGCGCCUCAGAGACAGCCAUUCCUGCAGCAACAGCAGCUUCAGCAGCUUCAACAAACUAAUCAACAGGUGACACCUACCUUUUCCCUUACACAUGUGCAGCAGGUCAAUCAGGCACGUUCAUCUUCUUCGCCGUUGUCCCAGGCUACUCAGGACAUGUAUCAGUCGCCAUUCCUCCCUGGCGGUGUUUAUUCAGGAAAUUUCCAGGGUUCGCAGCCGUAUGUAUCUAUUGGCCUGUUACCCUCUACUGCAACUCAGUCAUUUGUGACCUCUUCUCCGAGGACCCAGACAACGUCUCUGAUUGGAAUUCAGGCUCAACAGCCAAAGCCUGGAACUGGAUCCGUCUUUGCCCAGAAUGUCACUCAGCAAGGCACGCAGACCAUGUUUAUGCAGUACGAUCCGAAAACGUUGCGAGGAGGAACUCCUUUGUUCAAUAUAGCUCAGCAUCCCCAGUCUGCCCAGAGACAGCUGUUAGGAACUCAGCCGGGGGUCGUUGGAGAAAACUUGUCACGACAGAGUGGCUUUCCAGCAGGACAACCGACACCUCAACCAUUCCAAGGAACGUACCCUUUUCAGCAGAAACAAGGGACAUACGAUGUUUCACAGGAUAUGCAAAUGAAGAAAACAGCUGAACAAAGUACAGAUUUCACGCGGCAAUCAGAGCUAGUCAAACACGUAAACGCAAAACCUUUUGAACCUCCAAAGAGAUCAACCCCUGGUUCUGUGCCACCCAGCAGUGCUUCAAUAGGUCCUUUGAUGUCAUCAACAUUUGCCCGAAAUCCGAACUUGAUGACAAUCACUCCGAGCCCUACAGACAUAGGGGGAUCAUCUCAGAGUCCUCCUGUGUCAACAACAUUGUUGUCGGGAAGGCAGGUGUCCAUGUCACCCGUUGAACCAGGUAUCCCCUUCCAUGGUGCCGUCGGAACUUUUCCGAAGCACACUAUAAACCAGUUUCAGUUGCAACAGCAGCCUCAAGGUGUACAGCCUCAGCAGUUCACGCCAUUCCAACAACAGCCCGUCAGUUUGCAGCAGACUAUUCAAGUUAGAGCACAAGGCCAGCAACAGCAGCAAGGCGGAAAUCCGUUACAAGGUGCUGGAACUGCCAUCCUGCCAAACCCUGCUGUCAUAGCUGCAGCCAUGCCAAGGCAACUUAUUCGGGCUCCAAGCCUUGGUCCUAUAGGCAUAGGUGGAGCACAGCCAAGUGCUACGAACACUCAGCGCUUCCCUGCUCCGAUCCAGCGCCCUGUGACAGCGUCUUUAAUGCAUGGUGUGCCUCACAUACAAGCUCCGCGAGGACCCCGGGCGCAAACUGCACCGCCGCCACCACCUCAAAUGAUGUCUGCAAAGCAACAGAUUGUGACAAAUAGACCUCAUUUGCCCCCACAAUCUUUACCUCAUCCGCCCCCACAAUCUUUACCUCAUCCGGAAGCAGUGGCGGCUGCCUUUAAGAUAGAACAGCAUCACAAGAUGUUGGAACAAACCAAAAUGUUCUUUGCUCAACAACAAGGACCACAGCAACGAGUCCCUCUGCUGAGCAAUCAAGUUGAUCCGCAAGUUAAACCUAUCGGCAGUUUUCAAGGAGACAAACCAAUUGUGAGGGGACAAGUACCCAGAGAAAAUCUAAAAUUUCAAGAGAAAAAGGAAGAGGCGAAGUCCCAUAUUUCGGAAACCAACCAAAGAAACAGAAAACCCAAUUUAGAGCAGCCUAGCAAGACGUCGAAGACAACCAAAGUAGAUUCAAAGCCAGAAGAAAGCAGCAAAGACAAAACUAACACGUCAAAACAGGAUGGUAAAGGCCCUGGUAACAAGAGCAGCAGCCUCGUUCGUAUUCCGCCCCUACCUAUGGCACCCAGAAACGUGCCGAAGAGGGCCCGUGCCCCCCCACGAAUGCCAGGUUCUCAGCCAGUUUCCAAACCAAGAAUCUCUGGACGUUCAGAGAAAGAAAUCAAAGAUACAGUUCAGGACCAGCCUUCUGAAACUCCAAGCCGCAAGAGUUCAGAUCAGGCUAAACCAUCCGAGGCACAACCCGUGGCCCCACUAAGCGUCAACAAGUAACUAAUUUGAACUUUUAAAAUACCGAAUUUCCGGUGAUUUUAUUUGUCUGUCCACAAAAACUUACUUUUGUGGUGCCAACCACAAACUAGGGAGAAAGUAUACUAUCAUACGCAUGAUUUUUCAUUUCAAGUGUAUGUAGUCUUAGUGUCGCGAAAAGUUUUCCAGUCGGAAAUGCUUUCCUUGUCAUUUAUUCGUAAUUAUUAUUCCUUUCAUUGCCGCAACACUGUAAAUUAGUCCCAGGAAUGUUUGUACAGAGGUUUGCGACGAGUUAAUUUAUUAUUGUUAGGCUUCUUUGCGUAAAGGAGGUGAGAUAAUUCACCACUGAAGUUUCAGCAUUUUUGUGAUAAUCAUAAGAAUAAAACAAUUCAAGGAGGUA